Racocetra persica is the source of this 241-nucleotide messenger RNA. Lineage: Eukaryota; Fungi; Glomeromycota; Glomeromycetes; Diversisporales; Gigasporaceae. The record is from the annotation of a GenBank genome assembly.
UUUCUGUCAAAAUGAAAAGAACAAUUAUUGUUCGCCGUGAAUAUUUGCACUACGUCACAAAAUAUAAUCGUUAUGAAAAACGUCACAAAAAUCUUGCUGCACAUUUGUCCCCCGCCUUUGUUGGUGUCUCACCGGGCGAUACUGUUACUGUGGGCCAAUGCCGUCCUCUUUCCAAGACUGUUCGCUUCAAUGUUCUUAAGGUUCUGAAGAAAGUUCAAAAGGGACCAAAACAAUUUAGCAA